Molecule: messenger RNA, 4845 nt
Organism: Durusdinium trenchii
Lineage: Eukaryota; Dinophyceae; Suessiales; Symbiodiniaceae
Source: the annotation of a GenBank genome assembly
CUCUUCUGGUCUUUAUACUGCCAGACCAGCCAUGCAGAUCCUCAGCCAGAUUAUGCUGUGGUCAUACUUUGUGGCCAGGAUUUCAUCCGCGAUCGUUGUGGGAGCUUUGGGAGGAUGGACCAGGUUCGAACCAGAUGUCCUCGUCGCCCUCAUCGCAGCGGAUUUAGAUUUUCGCAAGCACACUGAGCCUGUGAUCCGAGAGAAGUAUGGCACAGCAAUCAUUGACAUUCCGGAGAUGCAUGAGAACCUGAGCAGUGUAGCUCUUUGGAUUGGAACGACCCACGCAAAUCCAUUGGUUGGUGUCGCCACUGCUCUUGACAUGAUGUUGGGACUGGAUGGACAUGAACCUGUCGUUGGGCUGAUUGGUGCAAGCACAUCUUCAGUCAGCACACCCAUUGCUACCAUGUCUGCGGUUCAGAAGGUUCCACAAAUCUCGUUCUCUGCCACCAGUUUGACACUUUCCAACAAGGACUUGUACCCCUUCUUCUUGCGGACCCUUCCACCCGAUAGCCUGCAAGCGCUCGCCUUGUGGAGUUGGAUUGAGACCUUCGAAGUGCCUUCGGUGACCUGUAUCUACACCACUGAAGCCUAUGGAGAGCAGCUCUUUGAUGCUCUGAAGACGCUCCAACAGAUUGAGGGCCCCUCGGUCAGCCUGGUGGGACAACCUCUCCCCCUGGAGGGACGUUCUGCUGAAGAUGCGCGACGCGUCGCGCGGGGUGCCAAGGAGAUGGGCUCUCGAUUUCUCCUGCUCCUAACGGGCGCAGGCAUGAGUGGCCUCAUCUUGCAAGCCAUGCUGGAGGAAGGGAUGUUGGGACCUGAGUGGCAGGUACUGGCCUCCGACAGCCUGAAUUUUCUACGAACGUCCAGCCUUGCUGAGAUGCCAGCAGGCCUAAUGUACUUUGACUUUGUUGCAAGGGGGCCUUUAUUCUCCAAGUUUCAGGAUCUAUGGUCAAAGCUUGAAGCUGAAGAUAUCACAGGCCCCGAAGCAACCGAGAGAUACCGACUGGACCAGAUGAGGGAAGCCUUAAACCAUAGCAAAAUCGCUCAUGUCUUAGCAGAUCACUGGCGUUCACUCUCGAGCUAUACAGGCUUUGCUUUUGAUGCUUACUAUGCAUUUCUGAUCGCCAUCAACCAAUUACUUCAAGGAGGAGUUUCCCCAACUUCGGGCGACAACCUGUUACAGGAACUGCGAAGGACCAAGUUUGCCGGUGUCUCCGGCCAGGUGAGCUUUGAUGAGAAUGGGGAUCGAGAGACCUCCUAUGAGCUUUGGAACCUGCAACACGCUGAAGCUUCCGGAAGUGUCGGGACGGUGGUGGCUGUGGUGGGUGGAAAGUUCAGCGUCUCAAGCCGAAACUUCAGCCUUUACGGCAACCUCACCUGGAUGGAUGGGAGGCGUGGUAGGAAGCCGCCGCGGAGCUUGAUGGAGUGUGGUCCAGGGUCGUACAACAGUGGAGGACGGUGCCAGACAUGUCCCAAAGGCAUGAAAUGCCCUGGGGACUCGAGCACAUUUCUAGUUUGUCCCAGAGGAAUGUUUGCCAAUACGACUGGAUCAAUUGAUUGCAGGCCAUGUUCCCCUGGCUUCUAUGCCGGAUUUGUUGGGUCGGAGAUUUGCCAUCCUUGCCCUCGUGGCUUUCAUGCACCUGAGCCCAACGCAACCGAAUGCAUUCCUUGUGCGCCAGGCACCUACAUGCCUUUUCUGGGAGGAGUUGCGUGCUUGCCGUGUGGAAAGAAACAACAAACUGGUCGUUCAGGUGCUACCAAUGAGUCUGAAUGUGAAUGUGCCGAAGGCUUCUACAUGUGCGAAGGUGAAGGCUGCAGAGCCUGCCUGGAAGGCCUUUCUUGUGCAGCAGGGCUUGAACCUCCUAUGCAAAAGAAGGGCUAUUGGACGCAAGCUCCUUCAGCAGUCCACCAGUGUGAGUUCUCCGUGCUGCAGUGCCGGGAGCUGGAAUGCCCUGCUGGGCCAGCCGGUACGUGUGCCCCUGGAAGGGAAGGGCUUGCGUGCAACAAUUGCAAGAAAAAUCACUAUCCCUUCUAUGGAGGUUGCAAGGCUUGUACUGGAAGAGACUUUGUGCCCUUCAUUCUCUUCAUGAUUGUGGUCGUGUCGGUUCUCUUGGCCCUGAGCUGUGGGAACCGACGGAAAACCAAUCAAGAGAGUCUCAACGUUCUGACCGCAGCCGCAGUUACGGGGCAAGUCCUCAUGGCCGUACAGGCGUUGGGUUCUCUCCGUGAGUUGGCCUUCGCAUGGCCUGAACCUGUGAAGAGUGUCAUCGACUUGACGAGGCUCAUGACCUUCAAUUUCGACAUUAUUCGCAUUUCCUGCAUUUACGGCAGUGACGACCCGAUUCUAAAGUUUUUGAGCCAGUUGUUGUUUUGCCCCCUGGGAUGUGUCUUCUUCUGCCUGAUGGGAUUCUGUGCGAAGCUUCGUCGCCAAGCAAAACCACUCGACCUCACCGUGAACCGCUGUGGGAUGUUGCUCUUCGCCUUCUUCUUAUCAAUUACACUCAGGAACCUGAUACCAUUUCAGUGCGUGCCCAAUCCGGAUGGCAGUACCUCCAUGGCAGCUGAACCUGGCAUCAUUUGCUACACCUCCGAAGAUCAUGCUCUCCUCGUGGUCCUUGCAAUCGUCGGGCUCCUACAACCAUUUUUUGUGUUGACCUGGGCGACCUAUGCCACCUGUGCAUUCCCCUCGCGCCUGGCGAGUGGCACGGGGCUGCGCCUGGUGCAUCGCUAUCGAUUCCUGUUUCAUCGCUUUAAGCCCGAAUGCUUCUACUAUGGUCUCUUUCUUCUCUAUCGCAAUGGUGUCAUUGCUUUGCUGCCCGCGGUCUUGGUGGAGGUGCCACAGUUUCAGAUCCCAGUGACUGGAAUUGUUUUAUUGGCCAGCUUGGUGAUACAGGUUCGGAAAUACCCAUGGAGGACUUCAGAGGCCAACUAUGUGGAGCUGAUCUUGACCCUGUUCUUGUUGGUGAUCCUGUUAGGUGCUGCACCGCUAUUGGAAGUGGAUUUCGACGCACCUUCCUCUCUGCUAGGAUGGCUGCUCUGCGUGCCCGUCAUCGGACUCUUUGUGCCAGCCUUGCUGGCACUUUGGAGGGCUGUUUGGUCUCGCCUGAAGCGCCAGCAGAAGUUCGGAAUCUUUUUGUGCCAUCACAAGGGAGGAGCUGGCAGUCUUUGUCGACUUUUGAAGAUGAAGCUGGCGCGACACAGCUCGACCAGAGUCUUUCUGGACUGCGACCAACUGGAAAACUUGGAUUUCUUGUUCGAUGUGGUCCAAACCUCCACGCGCACCUUGGUGGUGGUGCUCACCCCAGAACUCCUAAGAAGAGUGUGGUGUGCCGGAGAGAUCGCCACUGCCUACAAGCACAAGAUUAACACGGUGCCUUUGGUCUGUGAGGGCUUCCGCGUCCUGAACGAUGACGGGCUACAGGUCUUGCCGAGUCUUUGGUCUCCGGAGCAGAAGCAGGUACUGGCGAAUUACGGCAUUUCUUUGGAGGAUGUGAACAGCUCUUAUCGCUGGUUGCUGCAUGAGUUGAGCCCAUUGAAAAUGCAUCGUUUUGGCCCUGUCUGGAAGCGCGAUGUGGCCGCUGUGGAGCUGCUGGUCCGCUGUGGGCUGCCGAUGUCGGCGACCUCGGCGCAGAUCUUGGCGGCGGCGCGGCGCCACAACCCCCGUGGCGCACGGAUUUUGAUCACCAGCUGCAUCACUGAUGCAGAGGCCUUGUCAACGUGUGAGGUCUUUCAAGAUAUGCUGCAAGUGCAAUUGCAGAUAGAAUGCGCCGUGGUUCAAUCCAGUGGACAGAUGGUCAAGUGGAGGCCCUUUGCUUACUACUUGGUGGUGCUUCUUUUCCGGGGCAUCUUCCAAGAUCAACGACUCAUGCAGAUUUUGACCUCCGCAGAUGGGUCUGGACGCGUCUUGGAUCUGGUCACGGUGGUGGCAGACUCCCACUUUGAUUUCCUGGGCUUGAACAUGUCGAGCUUCCCGAAAACGACGACGGAGGACGGGCGCACAUCGAACUUUGACUCUCCGAAACUGUAUGAAUUUCAGCAACCAGUGGUGGAAGCUGCUUUCCGCCGGCUGUUGAAUGUGGUGGCUUUGCCCUUCUCACCUAUGGCCUCUGAUGGCUUGCAGACGAAGCAAGUGGCGGAGAUCGCACAGCGCUUCCGCCGCUACAAGGACCCGACUGCAGCAACCCUGCUCGAUGCGGCGGAUGACCUGUUGGUGCCCCGGGGUGAAAGACCAGAGUCCGAGGACGUCCAGGCUUCCCCCAACGAGUCGGAGUCUUCGAUUUACCUCCUGACCCUUCCAAGCUUUGAGAGCCCUGGAAUCGUGUCCGGUGGGGAAGCGCAUUCCCCGGAUGUCUUGGAACGGAGCUGGUCCUUCUCAAUGUAAGUCAUGUGUUGCAGCUUCAGAUUGGUGGGUUGAGAAGGUCUCAUCGUCUCACCAAGUCGGGCAUCCAUAUGCCAUGUGGUACAAUAGCACGUGUUUAGUAAUGUCAACUCCGGCUGACCUUGAUUUGCUGGUUUUCCCGUGGAUGCUAUUGCAGAUGCAAGUUUCUGCAGCAUUCCCAGAGCGUGCUGGCAGUGGGUCAACAAGCCAAUGUCCUUACGAGUGAGCACGCUGCGCAAUCAAGAAUGUCCGUCGCAGAGCCUUGGCGCGGUUACUCUCCGGUAGAGGGAACAGCACAAUGAGCCAUGUGGCGCCACUCCAACAUGUCCACGUAAGGAUAGGCCAACCAAGCUCAAGCUGCGCCAGGAUAGGCCAACCAACAAACCUCGGGCUCAGGAGCCUUGGAUCCGUUUCCUGCUGACGAAGUCAGAGGUGCCCUGUGCCAUUGGUGUCACGGUGAAACACCG